Triticum dicoccoides is the source of this 1888-nucleotide messenger RNA. RefSeq lists its product as uncharacterized. The transcript has 2 exons. Lineage: Eukaryota; Viridiplantae; Streptophyta; Magnoliopsida; Poales; Poaceae. The record is from RefSeq and is a predicted model, not a curated record. The coding region runs from base 150 to 1496 and encodes 448 amino acids.
UCCAAAGUCCAAACCCUGGCUCCGUCCGUCCUCCUCCCCGAUCCCCUUUCACCUCUCUCGUCUCGCUCCGGCCAACGCCGCCUCCAGCCCCGGCCUCGCCUCCACCCUCCCUCGUCGCCGACGCCCCCCGCAUUCUCCUCCGCCCCCCCAUGGAGCCGAUCCAACCCACGGCCACCCAAGCGAGCAAGAUCCGCGUCCAGCACGAGCCCGCUGACGGCGGAUAUGCGGCGAGCGGGGCUAUCGGCGCCCUCCCUAUCCACCUCAUUGAGAAGAUCCUCGGAUUCGCGUCCAGCACGAGCCCGCUGGAUUCGGUGUGCCUCGCCGUCGUCUGCAAGUCCUGGGCGGCGGCCGUCUCCGAGCGGCUAGCGAGACCCACCCCCCACCUGUUCGCGCUCAAGCUCGCCAACGUGCACAGCCAGUCCCCGUUACGGUUCAUGCUGCCGCCCGAGGAGGAGCGCCGCCACCGCGGGGCCAUCUACUCCCUGCCGGUGAACGAGGAGGGCUCGCCGUCGCUGGUGGCCCCUGCCCGCUUGCCCUCCGUGGUCCGCGACCCAAAAGGCAUGAACUUUAAGCUAUCCGGCGCCCUGCCCUGCGGCCUCCUCUCCUUCGCGGUCGGCAACCGCGUUGUCCUCGUCAACCCCAUCACCGGCGCGUUCCGGAGCGACGUGUAUGCGCCCUUCGGGACUGGAGCUAAGGUGAGGGCCGUCGCCAGCGCCAACGCGAUCUUCGAUCACGACUACGCCGAGAGGAGCGUCCCGCUCUGCUGGUGCACGGGGGAGUGGUCCGAGCGGAAGCUGCUCUCUGAAGAGUUCAAGAACAUUUAUCUGAUGGCCUACACAGACGGUGUCUUCUACGCGCUGGAAUUCCGGGGUUGCGCCUACACGGUGGACACACGCGUGCCACCACCAUGGCGCCUGAAGAAGCUCCGUGCGCCGAGCAUUCUCGAGCAGUACACCCCGAUCCGCGGGCGCUUCCUCUGCUACUCGCACCUGCUGGAGUCGGAAGGGGCAGUCCUGUUUGUUGGUCCGGUGCUCGCACCACGACAACCCACAUGCCGUGAUACCAUCGGUGGCUUCGAGGUGUACAGGCUGGAUGUCGAGGCGGCACGAUGGGUGAAAGUGGAGAGGCUUGCUGCUGACAGGGCGCUUUUCGUGAGUGAGCAAUCAUCGUUCUCUGUGCGUGCCUCGGAGGUGCCGGGGUGCAUGAGCAACUGCAUCUACUUUGUGGGUGAGGUUGAUGACUACUCCUACGUCACCUGGGGCGUCUACUCCAUGGAGGAGCGGAAGGUGCUGUUUCAGCGCCCCGUCGGUGGUUCUUGGGGAAGGUAUGCUGCUGCACGCUGGUUCCUCCCUGCUGUUGUGAUACCAUUUGCAGAUGCACGUGCGCAUUGUAUACUCGGGAGAAAGGACAAAAAUCUAAGUUCUUCAGAAGGACAGGAGGAUGGGAGCAAUUGUGCGAAAUCAAGAUGCUACUAUCAAUCCUUUGGCUCUGAUUGAGGUGUCGGCGGUGACAGGCAGGCUUAUAAAUCCCUGAGAUGCUACUAUGAAGCAGAAGUGCUAUUAUUCUAGGAUCUGAAUCUGAAGAUUCGUUUGAUGAAGUUAAUGUACUGGUGAAGUUUGAGGCUGUUUGAUUUGGUUGGUGUUUUGCAUGUUGUUGUAGACCUUGUAGCUUGGAUGAGCAUGAACUUGCUAGGCUGGCGCUGCUUUGGGUAUUUCUAAGAUCCAUUACAUUGGAACGGCGGAUCUCUCUCAGUCCGUAUAUGAUAUGGCGAGCACGGCGAUUAUGUUCAUCACCAAUGUGGUGGAAAUCCUCCAACUUUGUGAUGCAGUGUACUUGUAGAGUUGUUUUGUUGACAAAGGUGUAUGGUAUCGGCCAAAUUCUGUGCCAA